Ruditapes philippinarum (Manila clam) is the source of this 3685-nucleotide messenger RNA. Its product is annotated as phospholipase A-2-activating protein-like. Gene Ontology annotation, molecular function: ubiquitin binding. The transcript is spliced from 12 exons. The coding region runs from base 28 to 2475 and encodes 815 amino acids. Lineage: Eukaryota; Metazoa; Mollusca; Bivalvia; Venerida; Veneridae. Gene Ontology annotation, cellular component: cytoplasm; nucleus. The record is from RefSeq and is a predicted model, not a curated record. Gene Ontology annotation, biological process: ubiquitin recycling; proteasome-mediated ubiquitin-dependent protein catabolic process.
CACCGGUAUUUGCUGCGUUACUUAAAAAUGGCUGGUUCAUACCAACUUCGAUGUCAAAUUUUUGGUCAUGAAAAAGAUGUUAGAGCUGUAACCCCAUCUAUUCUUCCAGAAAAUGCUAUCGUUUCCGGAUCAAGAGACGUUACGGCACGCGUAUGGGUGCCAAUUGAAGGAGAUAAUGGAUUUCAUGAGGGACACUGUAUGAGUGGACACAGUAAUUUUGUAGCAAGUGUAUGCUGUUUUCCACCAGAUGAUAAACAUCCUCAUGGUCUUAUAUUCAGUGGCAGUAAUGAUUCAACUAUCUUAGCAUUUACACUAGAUUCACCACAGCCUAUAUAUAAACUUGAAGGACAUACCAGUACUGUUUGUUCCCUUGCAUCAGGAAAGUUUGGUACAUUAUUAAGUGGUUCCUGGGAUAAAACGGCCAAGGUUUGGCUAUCACAGAAAUGUGUAAUGACACUGGAAGGUCAUGAGUCUGCUGUAUGGGCAGUAGCUAUAAUGCCAGAACAAGGUACAAUGUUGACAGGCUCUGCUGAUAAAACUAUCAAAGUGUGGAAAGCUGGUAAAUGUGUCAACACAAUCAGAGGUCAUGAGGAUUGUGUAAGAGGUUUAGCUGUGACACAAGGAGGUGAGUUUCUCUCAUGUUCUAAUGAUGCCACUAUAAGACGAUGGCUAGUAUCUGGUGACUGUCUACAGGUAUACUAUGGUCAUGAAAAUUUUGUCUACAGUAUUGCUGUGUUACCUAACGGUGAGGAUUUUGUUACAAGUGGAGAAGAUCGUACAGUAAGGGUAUGGAGGAAUGGAGAGAACACACAGACUAUAGUACAUCCUACACUCUCUAUAUGGACUGUGUGUACAUUAGCUAAUGGAGAUAUUGUAUCAGGAGCUAGUGAUGGUACUAUACGAGUGUUUACUAGUGAUAAAAGUAGAAUAGCUUCUACAGAGGAGUUGAAGGCAUAUGAUGAUCAAAUAGCUGCAUCUCAAGUUCCACAAGAUAUCAGACCCGAGGAGCUGCCUGGUCCUGAAGCUCUAGAUAAUCCUGGAACAAAAGAAGGACAGACAAAGAUGGUACGUAACUCUAGUGGAAAGGUUGAAUUAUACAGUUGGGAUAAAAGUGUUCAACAAUGGAAGAAGGUUGGAGAUGUUGUAGGGUCAUCAGGAGGUACUACUGCUACUUCUGGCAAGACAUUGUUUGAAGGAAAGGAAUAUGAUUAUGUGUUCAGUGUAGACAUUGAGGAAGGGAAACCACCAUUAAAACUGCCAUACAAUAUAGCCGAGGACCCGUGGUUUGCUGCACAGAACUUCCUCUCAAAAAAUAAUCUUAGCCAGCUAUUCCUGGAUCAAGUUGCCAACUUUAUCCUUGAUAAUACAAAGGGUGUAACACUGAAUCAAGGAUCUGGAUCUGGAGCCGGAUACACUGAUCCAUUUACAGGUGGAACAAGAUAUGUACCUGGAUCUAGCAGUAGUACCACACAGAAUGGUGGAGUUGACCCAUUUACCGGAGCAGGGAGGUAUGUUCCUGGAGCAACCAGUGGUAAUACAGGUGCAUCAGGAGGGGCUGACCCAUUUACUGGUGGAGGUAGAUAUGUUCCUAGCUAUACAGAUAAUCAAAGAGCAAGUGGUGCAGGUGGGGGUGAUACCAAAUCUGGUGAUAUAUUUACAGGUGCUUAUACUACCGGUACAGUUAAUCCAAACUUAUCCAAGACCAAUGAAUAUUUCCCUAAGACACUGACUUUAACAUUUGAUGCUGCCAAUCCAGAGGCCAUUAUGGGUAAAUUAAAAGAGUUUAACAACAAUAUAGAAGGUGAUAAGAAGAUAGACGAGACUAGACUAGCACGUCUAGAAGGAAUAAUGAAAGAAACACUGCCCUCAGAUGAUGAUCUCAACACACUAAAAGCUGCACUAGAAUGGCCACCUAACUUUGUAUUUCCUGCCAUAGAUGUUCUUAGAAUCACUAUCAAAAAGCAAGAAAUCAACCAAGCUUUCUGUGUCUCAACAAAUAUCCUUGAAGAAAUGUUCAAAUAUUGGUCUGAUGAAUCUUCUGCUCCAACACAGAUCCUUAGUUUGAAAGUGGUAUGCAACAUGUUUGCUCAACCACAGGGGUUCAAACUAUGCAUGGAUAAUAGAGACAGAACAUUAACUCGAGCUCUUAACCUUAAAGAGUCAAAAAACAAAAAUGUUCAAAUUGCUCUUGGCACCUUGUUGUUAAAUUAUUCAGUUGGAUUAUUUGGUACUUUAGAUCUGGAAGGGAAGUCACAAACUCUUGCUGCUGCUAUGGAGUGCAUGAAAGUUAAGCCAGAUAUUGAAGCAGCUUUCCGAAUUUUUAUUGCCAUGGGAACGCUUAUACACAAGGAUGAAAGCGUUCUAAAUUUAGCUCAGUCAAUGAAUGUAAUGCCUUAUGUAGGAGAAUAUGUGAUGAUUCAGAAUCCUAAGAAGGUUGGAGAGUGUGCUAAUCUCUUAGCUGAUCUCUUUAGAUAAAAUAUGUUCAAAAUACUCCUCUGCUAGCAAUUAAUAGGUCUUUAUAGCUUUAGUGAACUAUGCACAUGUUUUAGUGUGUAGUAUAUAUAUACUACCACUGAUAUUUUAAUAAAGAGAAAAGGUAACAAUACUGUCUCCUCUGUACACAAAAUCUGUUAAGUAUGAUUCUCUGGUAAACUGAACGUUAAUUUCAAUAAUUGUACUUUAUCAGAUUUAGUCAUGAGGUCCAUUUUACCAGAAAUGCUUUUAUUAGCACACCUGAGGACAAUGUCAUCAAGGUGAGCUUUUGUGAUGGCCCAUUGUCCGUCGUCUAUUGUCCAUCCGUGCGUCAACAAUUUCUUUAAACAACUUCUCCUCCUAAACCACUUGGCCAAAUUUGUUGAACUUUGCAGGGAAUGGGAUGUUCCUUACAUGAAACUCUACCAAAGUUGUUAAAAGAAUUAAAUUCCUUGAAGAACUCUGGUUGCCAUUGCAACCCAAAGAUUUUUUUUUUAAUCUUAAAAAAUCCUCAUGUCAAAAACCACAAGGUGAGGAGCCUUGAUAUUUGGUAUUUAACAUGAGCUAGUGGUCCUCUACAAAGUGUGUUCAAAUUAUGCCCCUAGGGUCAAAAGGGGCCCUGCCAGGGGGCUCAUCGGUUAUAUGUAAAGUUAUAUAGGGAAGUCUUAAAAAAUCUUCUUGUCAAAAUCCACAAGGCGUAGUGUCUUGAUAUUUAGUAUGUAACAUACAAAGAUUGUUUAAAUAUUGCCCCUAUGGCGGGGCUUUUCGAUUAAAAAAAUCUUUAAAAACUUCUUGUCAAAAACCACAAACCCUACAGCUUUGAUAUUUGGUAUGUGACAUUCUCUAGUUGUCCUCUAUUAAGAUGAUUGUAAUAUGACCUUGAUAUAAAAUAAAUGAAGAAUACUGUUUCACAUACUUUCUUCAGGUGACCAGCAUCGAAUAUGCUGUAAAACCAUUAUAUAAAUGUCAUAAAAUUAAUACUUGCCUUUUUAAUCAAGUAAAUAUAUAUUCCUUUCCGAAAGAUAAUGUGCAUAACACUAGUGCUUAAUGAUGCUGCAAUGAGUAUAAAUGUUCACUUAGUUAUCUGUCAUAAAAAAAGGGAUUGCAUGAAGUGGAGAUUCUGUCAUGAACUCUCUGAAAGAGACAUUUAUUUGAGAAAAUGAAAUUGAAGAUGUUUUGUUCCAAUAAAUUGAUUAAAUUAUUUAUUUACACU